Molecule: messenger RNA, 2665 nt
Organism: Aspergillus candidus
Lineage: Eukaryota; Fungi; Ascomycota; Eurotiomycetes; Eurotiales; Aspergillaceae
Exons: 3
Coding region: 227-2659 (810 amino acids)
Source: RefSeq, a predicted model, not a curated record
UUUCUCUCCGUCGUGCGUUCUCCUGAAGAAGUGGCGACCUACGUGCAGAGAUUUCAAGUGCUUCGUCUACGGCUUAACUGCCAGUCUACCUCGUGGGGGUCUCGCGCUGAUAGCCUCAACCACCCUGUCAUUCAACCUGACAUUCAAAUCUGAGCCUGAACCCCACACCGCUGGAAGAAGGAGGAGGAACUCGAGAGGAACAGUCAACAGCUGGAAGGGGAAUGUAAUGUGGGGAUCCCGUCAUGACCACGUUCGACACCCGGGCCUGACCUCUUCGUUCGACAAUAUCAACGAGAACACCGAUCACGAGAACACCGAUCACGAGAAUAACCCCAGCAGCGACAGAAAUAGCGACGGCGACACGAUCCAAAUGAUGGACUCGCCCACGCGGCGCUCCUCGUUCCCGUCAUCGUGGCAAAAAUCGACGACGAUAUUCAAAAUGCCCCGACUAGGCAUCGACCUCGCGGCGUCCAUCCUCGCUGGAACGCUGCUCGUCAACCUGCUCCUAGCGACAAUCGCGCUCCUAUCCUACGCCCGCUUCCACAGUAAGGGGUCGGGCGGAGCGACGGUGUAUGUGGGCUCGUGUGGUGCUGUUGAGGGCUGGAACUCCGCGCUGCAUUUGCUGGGGAAUGCGUUGGCGAGUCUUGCGGUCGCGGCCUGUGUGUAUGCGUUGCAGUGGGUGACUGCGCCGUCGCGGGCGGAGAUCGAUCGCGCGCAUGUGAGGAGGUGUUGGAGGGUGAUUGGGAGUUUGGGGUGGAGGAAUUUGGGGAGGUUGUCGAGGAGGAGGUGGUUGUUGGUUUUGGGGGUUGUGAGUGCCGCGGUGCCGUUUCAUAUGAUGGUCAAUUCCGCGGUGUACUCGUCUAAAACGCUGAAGCAGUUUGAUGCGUUUGUGGCUAGUGCCCAUGCUGAAGUGAAUGAGCAGUUGGUGGAUUCGAUGGGUCCUGAUCGGUGUUUGGGGAGACUGCUUGGGUGGAAUAAGGCUGGAUUUAAUGCGGCGUUGAAGAACGGCCAGUUUGAGCGUCUAGACGCUGAGACGUGUCGACGGCAGUUUGAGAACCCGCUGUCGGAUUGCAAGUUCUGCGGUGCUGGUCAGGGGACUAUGGUGCUUCUCUCCAGCGAGCUGAAGAACAGCUCUCUCUUCUAUGCGUCGGGAGAGUCACUGCCAGACACGGGCUCCUGGAUGGCGGACCUCGUCCCGUUGCAGAUUCCCGAGUGGAAUGUCACCGUCCCCAUCCGCAACGGGACCUUCACCAUGAACCCGCACCUGCUCAACGGGAUUCCCAUGGAUGUGGACGUGGAGAUGCGAAAGGACUUGGCGACUAUGUAUGACUUUCUUUUGAACAACUACACCGAGUCGGUGGUGCCGUACACCGGGCUGGAGCGGUUCCAGAAGUUCCUCCGCGAGGCCCACUGGAACAAUGCCACCUGGGCGCAGCGCGCCGUCAUCCAGCAGCAGGGACUGGUCUGCACGCCCGAAAAGGCCUUCGACACGCUCACCACUCCGUACUUGCUGAACAGCCCGCAGUACAAGGUCGACGGGUGUCUGAACCAGAAGAUCACGGAAGACUGCGAACUGACGAUCCUGCCGGCGGGCCUGCUUCUGGUCCUCGCGUUCAGUGUGAUCCAGGUGGCGUGCGUGUUCCUGAUCGCGCGCCAUGACAAACCCGGCGCGCUGCUCACGGUCGGCGAUGCGAUCGCGUCGUUCAUGGCGAACCCGGAUCCGUCCACGACGGGCCAGUGCAUGAUGUCCAAGUCGACGGUGGGACGGGCCUGGGAAGCCCCGUGGCUGCCGUGGCUAUUCCGCCAGCGGGCUCCGCCGAGGCGUGACCCUACGGUCAGCUAUCCGGAAGCGCUGCCACAGGGACAACGGUGGUUCCAAGCGGCCAGCUUAUACCAAUGGGGAGUGGCAGUUCUCCUUGCACUUGCCUACCUUGGACUCCUGGGUUUUGUCCUCAUCGGAUAUCUCCCCCGCCAUGCCUCAUUCUGGGAGCUGAGCGGAAAGAAAGCUCUCGCAUCCAACACGCCCCAUCUCGCUCUCUCCCUCCUAUACUUCUUCUACGACGAUCUCUUCACCUGCAUGGCCAUCGUCGACGAAUACAGCCAAUACGCGCUCCAACGAAUGCCGCUACGCGUAUCCCACCCACGAGGCAUCCAGCGCUCCACAUACUACCUCAGCCUGCCCUACAAAUACGCAGUCCCCCUCCUCCUAAUGACAACCGUCCUCCACUGGACACUCUCCAAAACCUUCUUCUUCACCCAAUUCAUAAUCUACGACAAGUUCGGCGACGUGCGUGUCGACAGCCCCAUCAGCACGUUCGUGUUCGCCGGACGCCCUGCCAUCCUAACUUUGGUCCUAUCCCUCGUGACUGUCUGUCUGGCUCUCGGCCUCGGCGCCCGCCGCCUCCCCAUCUCGAUCCCCUUGGCGAGCAAUUGCAGCGCCGCCAUCAGCGCCGCGUGCCAUCCCCCGCGCGGCGACCCCGACGCGGCCCUACGGCCGGUCAUGUGGGGCGAGUUUGACGAGCCUGCUUCGGACCUCGAUGUCGAGAAUGACCCGGUGGCAGCGGACGACCGCGACUGGGAUGGAAAGGCUGGGUAUGCGCGGUGCGGCUUUUCAUCUGCGGAGGUGGCCACCCCGAGUGGCAUUCGGUUGUAUGCUUGAUGUAUA